AUGGUAAUGGCACCCACCGGAGUAGCAGCUCAAAACGUCGGUGGAAAAACCAUACACUCAACCCUAAGAAUAAGACAAAUAGGCGAAAAUUACCAAACCCUAUCACUCAAUGACGAAACUUCAAGAAUCCAACUUACAAAAAUUAAAGCUAUAAUAAUAGAUGAAGUUUCGAUGGUAUCAGACAAGCUCUUUUCAUUUUUAAGUAACACAUUCAGUAUGUUACAUAAAAAUCACAAAAUCUUUGGUGGCAUCCCAACUUUGGUAAUUGGAGACCUCGCACAAUUGCCACCCGUAAAUGGGGAACAGGUCUUCUUCUCACAAGUCUGGAAACCCUUCUUUCCCUUAUUCCUAACAAAACCACAUCGACAGAGAGACGACCUAAAAUAUUAUCAACUCCUUCAAGAAUUAAGAUUCGGUACUCUAUCAGAAAAUUCAAAAAAAAUGAUUAACGAAAAAACAAGAACAUCAAAAAAUAAAAAUGCCAUUAUAAACUCUACUCACCUUGUCGGACUCCGUUAA
Molecule: messenger RNA, 519 nt
Organism: Funneliformis geosporum
Lineage: Eukaryota; Fungi; Glomeromycota; Glomeromycetes; Glomerales; Glomeraceae
Source: the annotation of a GenBank genome assembly